Messenger RNA from Protopolystoma xenopodis, 819 nucleotides. Lineage: Eukaryota; Metazoa; Platyhelminthes; Monogenea; Polystomatidea; Polystomatidae. The record is from the annotation of a GenBank genome assembly.
GUCUCCUCAAAUCUCACUUCCACUUCAUCAUCCGGCAAAAGUGGCACUCUCUUUCCACAGACCGGUCUCUCGGGAAACCCGGUAAUCACAACCGCAACCAGCAGUAGUUGUACUAACCUCCAGUCGUUUCUGGCCUCGAACACGGCGGGUUCAUCGGUGCGCCCGCCAGGAUCUGGGGUCAGGAUCAACAGCCCUCCAGCCUCCGCCGGGGCUGUGCUACCUCACCGGAGGACGGCGGAGGGCAGCUCAACGGAUGCGACUGGACAGUCGGGCGUCGGAAUGAAGGCGGAGGCAGGAGACGACUCAGCAGGCUCAGGCUUGACGGCCAACUCAGCAGUCUCGUUGCUCAUGAAUCUGCGACUCCGUGGAAGCAGCCCACCGGCAAGCCGAUUUGUCGGCUCAACCGGAGUGUCUUCGAGUUCUGGUACCGCCGUUGACUCAGCAAGACGGACUGCCGCGGACGUGUUGACUCGAGCCAGAUAUGGCAGUCUGAACGAACCUCGCCAGGUCCACGGCUCCUCUUCAGGUGCGGCUGUUGCUGCAACUGUCAGCGGAGGAGGCAGUGCUGCUGUCACCAGAGGUCAUGGCAGCGGAAAUAGUGGUGCCAGCCCACCAUCUGAGAUGGCCGGAAACCAUGAGGCCAGACCUCCGGGGAAAGAGGGGACCAGCGGAAUCAGCUGCGCUACAGCGGUUGCCAACGAAACGGGAGGUGGAGGCCAAUUGAGUUCGCGGGGAGCGCAGCAUGAAGGAGUGUUUAGUCCUCCCAAAAAGUUGUCGGGUACAUUUAGACUGUUCGGGAAGAAAUCCAAGCAAACAUGA